Messenger RNA from Brachypodium distachyon (stiff brome), 1763 nucleotides. Its product is annotated as phospholipase A1-II 7. Bases 213 to 1490 code for a protein of 425 amino acids. Gene Ontology annotation, molecular function: glycerophospholipid phospholipase A1 activity. Lineage: Eukaryota; Viridiplantae; Streptophyta; Magnoliopsida; Poales; Poaceae. The transcript has 3 exons. The record is from RefSeq and is a predicted model, not a curated record. Gene Ontology annotation, biological process: lipid metabolic process.
CUCUCUCUCUCUAAUUUUCUGCUCAAGCGCUGCCAGGCGCCCAUGCCACUGGCAAUACACCAUACCUAGAAGUCUAGAACUCUAUAUAUAAAUACACACCCAAGCCGAAAGAAACAAGAAACACAUGAAGCUAGCUACCAUCCAAAACCCAGUCGUAGAUCACCAAUCAACAAACAAACACCAAGUUACCAACGGAGAGGACAGGGUGAGACAUGGCGCCGAAGCUUGGAAGCAUCUCCAACCGGUGGCGGGAGCUCCAUGGCGCGAGCUCGUGGGCCGGGCUGCUGGACCCGCUGGACGCCGACCUGCGGGCCUCCGUCAUCGCCUACGGCGAGCUCGCCGAGGCCACCUACGACGGCUUCAACACCGAGCGCCGCUCCCCGCACGCCGGCGCCUGCGUCUACGGCCACGCCGACCUCCUCGCUGGCGCCGACGUGUCGUCCCCCGGGAACUACGCCGUCACCAAGUUCCUCUACGCCACGUGCGGGAUUACCCAGCUGGCGUCCACGUCGACGACGCGGGAGUCCACGUCGGCGUCCCGGCUGGCCAAGGCGUUCCUCGUGCUGCCGGUGCCGGAGCUCAAGGAGGAGCCCUGGUGCAGAGAGUCCAACUGGAUGGGAUAUGUGGCGGUGGCGACGGACGAUGGCGUGGCGGCGCUGGGGAGGCGGGACAUCGUCGUGGCGUGGCGCGGCACGCUGGAGAGCCUGGAGUGGGUCAACGAUCUAGACUUCUUGCCGGCGUCAGCCGCGCCGGUGCUGGGUCCGGCGGCGGAGGAGCACGGGAACGCCGUGGUGCACCAUGGGUUUCUGACCGUGUACACGGCCAGCGACGAGGACUCCAAGUACAACAAGACCAGCGCCAGAGACCAGGUCUUGGAGGAGGUGAAGCGACUGAUGGAGCUACACAAGGGCGAGGUGACCAGCAUCACCCUCACCGGCCACAGCCUCGGCGCCUCGCUGGCCAUCCUGAACGCCGUCGACAUCGUAUCCAACGGCCUCAACACCCCCUCGACCUCCUCCUCCUCCUCCUCCCAGCUUCCGCCGUGCCCCGUGACGGCCAUCGUGUUUGCCUGCCCGCACGUCGGCAACGACGACUUCAAGUCCGCGUUCGCCUCGUUCUCGGACCUACGUGCCCUCCACGUCAUCAACGCCCGUGACAUCGUCCCGUUGUACCCGCCGAUCGGGUAUGUGGACGUGGCCACGGCCGCGCUCAGGAUCGACACGUCGAGGUCGCCGUACCUCCGGUCGCCGGGCACCCCGCAGACGUGGCACAACCUCGAGUGCUACCUACACGGCGUCGCCGGGGAGCAGGGGGGCCAGGGCCGGGGGUUUAGGUUGGAGGUCGACCGUGACGUGGCGCUAGUCAACAAGGGUUCCGACGCGCUCAAGGACGAGUACCCCGUGCCGGCCAACUGGUGGGUGGUUAGCAACAAGGGCAUGGUCAGGGGCGCUGGAGGACACUGGAAGCUCAAAGACUUCGAGGAAAUCUAAUCGAUUGGUUGAGUUAGUAGGUAUUGCCACACUAGAUGGCCGGAUGAGGCUGUGUGAUUCAGUGAUUGUGAAAGGUAGAAAGGAAAACAAAUUGUCUUCUUACGGACAAAAUAAGUCGAAUCUGACAAGAGAUGUAAAUAAACCGAAAGAUUGGGGAGUACGUACGCAUCGAUUUGUUUGUUCUUCCAAAAUACCCAUCGAUUUUGGUGACAACUCGAGCGUGUCAGGGCCCAAAGUUUUUGCAAUGAUCAUUUCUUCGGUAGGAAUUAUUUA